Molecule: messenger RNA, 627 nt
Organism: Dracunculus medinensis (Guinea worm)
Lineage: Eukaryota; Metazoa; Nematoda; Chromadorea; Rhabditida; Dracunculidae
Source: the annotation of a GenBank genome assembly
AUGUGUAUUAGUUUGUGUAUUCAUAACUUAAGACCUUAUUUCCAGUUAAUGAAAUAUUUGUUCGGCAACAAAGAAUUUUUACCAAACAAUUGGAUUUCACAAAUAUUGGCUAGAUUUGUUUGUGGCAUGGCGUAUACCAAUGUAUUUUGUGAUAAUUUUCUUUUCCUUAUCGUUGGACCAGAUAGCAAUCAGCUCAAUAAGACCCGUACAGCUGUUUAUCUCAGCCAUACGCCCGCUGGAACGUCAGCUCAAAAUCUUUUCCACUGGAUUCAAAUGGUUUACAGUGGACAAAUACAAGCUUAUGAUUUCGGAACAGUUGCUGAAAAUAUGCUUCAUUAUGGACAAAAGUCUCCACCUUUUUACAAUAUGGCACAAGUAAAUAGCUCUCUUUAUUUACUUUGGAGUAGCAACGAUUGGCUUGCGGAUGAAAUCGACAUUAAGAGGUUCCCAGGUUUCCGCAACCAAAGAGGUUAUCCGUGCGAUGGUUUCCAACAUUGCCAUCAAUACUUUACAGUCUUAUAUACACGAAUAAAAUUUCUGGAUAAGGAGUCUAAAGAAGUUAAGGAAGUUUUUCAAGAAAUGCUUACAUUUAAGGAGAGUAUUUCUGAAACAGAACAAUGUAUGUGA